Molecule: messenger RNA, 474 nt
Organism: Colletotrichum tamarilloi
Lineage: Eukaryota; Fungi; Ascomycota; Sordariomycetes; Glomerellales; Glomerellaceae
Exons: 1
Coding region: 1-474 (157 amino acids)
Source: RefSeq, a predicted model, not a curated record
AUGUCCCCAAAGUCUUUGCGUUCAUUCGACGUCGUGAGUGAAUGGGUUUCUUCCAUGUCGCCCCACAUGGAGCGACCGGCGCCUCCCAAGACUGGCCCUCAAGUGACGUUCCGCCCCCCGCUUGUCUCGAAGGGACGAACGAAGCAAAUCCAACCCCGCACCACCAACAGCGACCAACCGUUAUCUCGUCAAUCUGCGGCAGGGGCUCGCCAGGCUUCAAACGCCGCAUUCUGCAACAGAAAACGUCAAAUAGGGCGUCUCAAGAAACCUGCCAGAGCAAAGUUUGAGCAGCACGGUUCCAGUCGCAGUGUCGAUACGUGCACCAUGAUCGAAGCGGACGAAAUGACAGAACGGGAAGGCUCCACUGAAGCCAGCACGCCAGCUGCGGAACCUCUUCAAUUUAUCCGUCGUGUGGACUUGGACGGCACGGCGGCCGGUCGUUCUUUGAUUGGAAGCAUGUUGAAGAAGUUCUGA